AGUCUCGAAACGUCGGUAACAAUCACAUCUACAACGAUGUUGUCACAAGUCUUCACCCUCGCUCUCGUUGCGUUGUCUGCAGCUCAGCUCCACAAAGUCGAGCUAGCUGAUGAGAAGACACCUUACGAUUUUGUGAAAGAACGCUUGGACGCUAUCGGAACGGACCCGAAAUCUGGACUGCCUUUAUCUAAUAGUUAUGAAGUGGAAGAAAGUGAGGAUUACCCUGAGCAAAUAGAAGGAGCGGCGUCUACUGUUUUGAAUACUGUUACUGGUGUUGGUGGUGUGGGCGGAGUUGGUGGUAUCGGUGUUGGUGGGCUCGGCUUAGGCCAGGGCUUGGGCUACGGCGGCAUCGGCUUGGGAGGCCUCGGACAAGGAUUGGGACUCGGACUCGGAGGAGUUGGUGGUGGACUCGGCGUCGGUGGUGCUGGAGUCGGAGGCGUCGGCGUCGGCGGAGUUGGCGUCGGAGGUGUUGGCGGCGUUGGUGGAGUAGGACUUGGGAAUGGCGUCGGUCUUAUCCAUCCCGGCAUCGGUGGAUUUGGAGUUGGUGGUAUCGGCCUCGGCAACGGCUUGCUGUACCAUCCGCUCAUCGGACAACAAGUUGGCGGUGGAUAUGUAGACAAGAAUGCUUACGAUGCCGCUCAAAAGAAAGGUGCAGGUGAAAACUUAGAGAAAAUCGAGAAGAAAGCUGAGGAAGAAGUGAAACAUGGUCAGGAAGGUUUCCAGCAAGGAGCUGCUGCCGCUAAAGCUGAAAAGGGCGAGUCAAGCUUCUACAAGGAUGAAGAAGCAAAGAAGAAAGCCGCUGGUGAUGAAAAGUUCUACGAAGGCAACCAAAAAUUGGACAAACACGGGGCUAACGAGGAACAAGUGAAGAAAGCUAAGAGUCAUAAGAAAGGUCAUGUGAGCAAGGGUUUCAAGAGUUCCAGCAGUAAGAAUGAGGAAGAGAAAUCUGAGAGCUUCUACGACGAGGCUCAUGAUGAGGCAGAUCACAAGGUUGCUGGUCACAACGCUGGUUCCUUUGGCGAGAAUGCUCAGCAAGGCUUCAAGGGAGCUCAUGAGGAGAAGAUCUUGGAUGCCAACGCACAAGGAAAGGAAGGACAUCACGUGUCUCAACAGCACAUUGAUGACUCGAAGGCUAAUAAGGGAGAAUACCUUCAAAAGGGCUACAAGGGUGGUGCGGAAGUCCUGGAGAAGUUCAACAACCUCGGAGCUCACUCCGUGCAUGGUCACCAGGAAGCCACCGGCGGCUACCAGCAGAACAAGGGAAUCCUGCCCAUUCACCGCUAAAAACUGUUCCAUAUACAUGACGCGAAUAAACAUUUUUGAUGCUUCUUAA
Molecule: messenger RNA, 1333 nt
Organism: Helicoverpa zea (corn earworm)
Lineage: Eukaryota; Metazoa; Arthropoda; Insecta; Lepidoptera; Noctuidae
Exons: 3
Coding region: 37-1284 (415 amino acids)
Source: RefSeq, a predicted model, not a curated record